AUGAAGAAGGAGGCGCGUGGCGGCAGCGACCUGCCCUCGCCGCGCAAGAGCAAGUCGGACAAGAAGGCAGAGGGCAAGCGCAAGGAUGCAAAGAAGGGCAAGAGCAAGGGGGGGUGCCACGGAGGAGUUCGGCACAUGGGCUUUGAUCGCAAGAAUGGCUUCGAGAUACGUAACCUGCCACCAGAGUGGGAGGCCUUGUUCAAAGGCCUCAACGACACUCUCAAGUCGCUGGGCGCCCACGGCAUCACGAAGAAGGAGGCCCAGAUGCUCUUCGCCAUGGCUUCGGAUGCCCUCGUGCCCGUUCCGUCCACCCCUGCUGCAGCCGCCGCUCCCGCAAAGGUAACCGACAAACAGAAGAAGGAAGAGGAACGGAAGAAGAGACGGGAUGACGAAAAGAGGAAAACUGUCCUCAUGAACGCUUCGGGCAGCAUUGCCGCCACCCCCGACUAUCUGCAGUUGGUCAAAGAGAAGGAGCUGUUGGCCAGCGAGAAGCAGAGCUGGCUCAGGGAGCGGGAGACGCUGGCCAGGGAAAAGGAAGCGUUGCUCAGAGACCGGGAAACGUGGGUCAAGAGCAAGGAGACUGCCGCCGCGCAAGCACAGAAGCUUCAAGAUGACAACCUGCACCUGUUCCAGCAGCUGCAGGACGAAAGGAAGAGCAGAUCACAGUUUGAGAUGGAGAACACACAGAUCACGCAGCGACUACGGAUUUCGGAGUACGAGCUGGGGGAGCUCAAGGCGCAGCUCUCCUCGAAGUCUUCCGAGACCGAAUCGCACACCAAGCGGCGUGACGCCGAGGUGCUGGAGCUGAUGGAGAAGCAUGAAGCAGUGGUCCAGCGAAAGGAGCAGGAGCUCACCUACGAGCGAGAGUACAGAAGUCAGCUCCAGGAUGAGAAAAUCCAAAUCGAGAACCAAAUGGCCCAGAUGCGAGCCGAGGCCAAGCAGGUGUUCGAGACCGAGCUGGAGGGGAUCAAGAAGCGACUCGAAGACGACAUGAAUCAAACCAAGCAGCUCCUUAAACAGGAGGCCGAGAUCCUGACCCUCAAGACGCGCCUGGAGGAGCAGCUCGAGAACGAGAGGGAGUGGGAGGUGGAGAGGGCUCGGCUGCACGACGAGCUCAAGAGCCUCCAGGAGAAGGGCGCCGAGGAGGCCCAGAGGUGGCUGGCCAAGAUCGGCGAGGCCGGCGAGCGCGCGAUCCAGCUCGAGCGCGACAUGCGGACCAGGGAGGAGCAGUUCGAGCGCGCCCUCGAGGAGAAGGAGGAGGAGUCGCGGCGCAAGCUCGAGGAGGCCAGGGAGAACAUCGACAGGGAGACCAAGGAGAAAGAGGACCUCAAGGCCCAGGUGGCCGCGCUACAGGCCGCCGGCCCCGCCCACGCCCACGCGUCGCCAACGUCGGCAGCGGCCGUCGCUCCGGCCGCGCCGACCGCGCCGGCUGUGACCUCGUCCGGCGCGCUUGCGGCCAAUUCGCGUGACGCCCUGCUUGCUGCAAUCAAGAACCCGUCCGCCCUUCAUCAUGUGUCGAAGGAGGAGAAGAACGACGUCGCCGCCGACGACGGCAAUGUGCUCAACAUCAUCGCCCGGGCGCUGCUUGCGAGGCGGGCAGCCAUCAAGGACGAAGACGAAAACGAAGACGAGGAGCUCUGGGAGUAG
Acanthamoeba castellanii str. Neff is the source of this 1647-nucleotide messenger RNA. RefSeq lists its product as uncharacterized. The transcript has 12 exons. Bases 1 to 1647 code for a protein of 548 amino acids. The record is from RefSeq and is a predicted model, not a curated record. Lineage: Eukaryota; Discosea; Longamoebia; Acanthamoebidae.